CGUCGAGGGGUGGUGAUGAGAUUCAGAUCAGAGAAAGAAGAUGGCGCGAGCUGUCGCCGUCGGCUGUCGAUUCGCCCCCGCCCACUUGCGGCCGUGCCGGCCAACCUCAGCCACACCCUGCGGCGCCCACCCCCGGGGCUUGGGCCUCUGGAAGCUUCCGAUCCGGCCGCGGCCACGAACCCGCAGCCGCGGCGGUCUAGAACCUUCCAUUCCUCUCCUGGCCACUUGCUCUGCUGCCUCUGCCUGUACAGGGGUGUUUAUAUUGCUCGCGCCAUGCCACUCUCCACCGGAGAGCGGAGCACCUCGCUGACUUGUCCCUUGCCAACCACCACACUCGCCGACCGCCGCGCUGGAUUCAUCCGUUUCCAAGAACAAUUCUUCGAUUGGGGCAGAACCCGCCUGGGGAUUGUUUGUUGGGUGUGGUUUGCUGAUCCACCUGCGAUGGAGCCGAUGCUGCCGGGGAUAGUGAAGGAGGAGUGGCCGCCGAGCUCGCCGCCGGAGGAGGAGGAUGAGGGGGAGGGGGACCCGUCGGAGGCGCCGCGGCCGAUGGAGGGGCUGCACGAGGUCGGGCCGCCCCCGUUCCUGACCAAGACGUUCGACCUGGUCGCCGACCCGGCAACCGACGGCGUCGUCUCGUGGGGCCGCGCCGGCAAUAGCUUCGUCGUCUGGGAUCCCCACGUCUUCGCCGCCGUGCUGCUCCCCCGGUUCUUCAAGCACAACAACUUCUCCAGCUUCGUCCGACAGCUCAACACCUAUGGUUUCAGAAAGAUUGAUCCGGACAGAUGGGAAUUUGCAAACGAUGGUUUCCUAAGAGGGCAGAGGCAUCUUCUAAAGAUGAUAAAGAGGAGACCAUUGCCUUAUCUCCCUGCAUCACAGCAUGCUCUUGGCACCUACCUUGAGGUCGGUCAGUUUGGACUGGAUGAAGAAAUCGACAGGCUAAAGCGUGACAAGAACAUCUUGCUUGCAGAGGUUGUAAAACUAAGACACGAACAGCAAAGUACAAAAGCUGAUAUGCGAGCCAUGGAAGAGAGGCUGCAACAUGCUGAGCAGAAACAGGUCCAGAUGAUGGGUUUCUUGGCAAGAGCAAUGCAGAACCCUGACUUCUUUCACCAGUUGAUUCAGCAGCAAGAUAAAAUGAAGGGUCUCGAGGACACAUUCUCGAAGAAGAGGACGAGGUCGAUAGACAUAGUGCCAUUUCUCGGCCCUGAGGAGCUCAGCCAAAGCGAUCAACUCGAGUCGGCAUUCCAGUUUGAUCCAAGGCCAUUUGCUGAACUAAAUGAUGAACCUGGGAAGUCUGAGCUGGAGAAUUUGGCACUGAACAUUCAGGGGCUUGGGAAGGGUAAGCAAGACGUUAACGGGACUCGAAUCCAGGCACGAAAUCAGGCGAGCAAUGAAACUGAGUUAACUGACGACUUCUGGGAGGAGCUUCUGAAUGAAGGAGCCAGAGGUGAAUGUGAAGCUGGGAUGCCGGAGUUGGAGAGACGGAGGCCUAGAUAUGUCGAUGCAUUAGCUCAGAAGCUUGGUUACCUAAGCAAUAGUAGCCAGAAGUAGAGUGCCCAUACUAUCCUCCGCUUCGUCGAACCAUUUUUGUCAUAGCUCUAUUGUAUAUUGGUGUAAUUAUACUACAGUGAUAGUUUUAUUUUAUAGACCUAUCUCUAUAGUUUAUAGAGACAGGUAUAUUGUAGUGAUAGUUUAUAGAUAUUGUGUAGUACAUUUAUCCGGUGAUGUAAAGUUGAGCCAUCAUUCUUAAUGGUAUAUAUUGACAAU
Messenger RNA from Oryza brachyantha (malo sina), 1767 nucleotides. Its product is annotated as heat stress transcription factor A-2d. Bases 16 to 1551 code for a protein of 511 amino acids. Gene Ontology annotation, molecular function: DNA-binding transcription factor activity; RNA polymerase II cis-regulatory region sequence-specific DNA binding. NCBI's taxonomy places the organism in Eukaryota, Viridiplantae, Streptophyta, Magnoliopsida, Poales, Poaceae. Gene Ontology annotation, cellular component: nucleus. Gene Ontology annotation, biological process: regulation of transcription by RNA polymerase II. The record is from RefSeq and is a predicted model, not a curated record. The transcript has 2 exons.